This is a messenger RNA of Silurus meridionalis, 2175 nucleotides long. It is a transcript of the gene acp6, whose product is annotated as acid phosphatase 6, lysophosphatidic. Bases 171 to 1442 code for a protein of 423 amino acids. The record is from RefSeq and is a predicted model, not a curated record. The transcript is spliced from 11 exons. Gene Ontology annotation, molecular function: phosphatase activity. Lineage: Eukaryota; Metazoa; Chordata; Actinopteri; Siluriformes; Siluridae. Gene Ontology annotation, biological process: dephosphorylation.
UCUUAAGUCACUGCAUGUGUUCAAACCUUGGCUCAUAAAAACUACAACACCCAGAAAAUACUUCUGCCUCAACCGGCUCCUGCGUUUACCAAAUUACAGAAAGUUUGUCAAGAGGAAUGAAUGCAGCGCCAGUUAGCUAAGCGAAGAGACCAGUGAACUAGUACGACAUCAUGUUGGCCCGUGUGGGUGCUAUGACGACAGCAGUUCUCAGCUCAGCAUUGUUCUGGUCGCAGCAGAAAAACACAGAUCCUGUACAGGCAAACUUGGAUUUGACCAAUACCCCUUGUUCCGACCAGUCUUCAUCUCAAUAUGAGCUAAAACUUGUCCAGGUGUUGUUUAGACAUGGUGCGAGAACACCGUUGAAGUCUAUACCGGAUGUUUUAGAGGCACACUGGGUUCCUGAACUUCUGGAGAUUCCAGAUCACACCAAGAUCGACUAUGUUGUUACAGACUUGCAUGGAGGCCCAAGACCAUCUUCUCCUGUGGAGGAUAGCUAUAGAGCUAGAACACUGGUGGGAGGUACCUAUCCAGGACAGCUCACCACACUGGGCAUGCAACAGCUGUAUGAUCUAGGACUAAGGCUGAGAAGCAGGUACAUUCAGGACAUGGCCUUCCUUAGUUCAAGUUUCAGCAAUAAAGAAGUUUACAUUCGUUCAACCAACAUUGUCCGCACCAUCGAAUCAGCCAAGUGUCUGGUUGCAGGGUUGUUUCAGCAGCAACAGACAGACACUGUGCCCAUUUUAACAGAAGUAGCAGAGAAGGAGAUCUUAUACCCAAACUACCAUGGAUGCAAACUUCUCAAGCUGAUCAGUGGAUCUCGUUGGGCCGAAUCGUCCACGUUGCCUGACAUCGCUUCUGAUCUCCAGAGCCUUCAGAGCGUGUUGGGUGUCGGGCCUCAUCAGCGUCUCGAUUUCAUCCAAAUAAGAGAUGACAUGGUGGCCAGAGAGGCUCACAGCCUCCCGUGUCCUGCAGCGCUCGAUAGCUGGAGAACUAAAGUGGAGGAGAGAGCUGUGGAUAUGAUCUGGCACAUUUAUGAGCCCAGUAACAGGGAGAAUAUACAGCUGUGUGUGGGUCCUAUACUUCAUACUCUUCUCACUAACAUGGAGACCAAGGUUCGGGGUCAUGCCUCAGAUCCAGACAGGAAGCUGUUUCUGUACUCGGUGCACGACACGACGCUGAUGCCGUGCUUGAUGGCGCUGGGCGUGUUCGAUAUGAGAUGGCCUCCAUAUGCUGCUGAUAUCACACUUGAGCUGUACCAACAUCGACACAACAAGCAGCACUAUGUCAAAAUAUCGUACAUCGGCCAGGAUCAGAAAAUCCCCAGCUGUAGUGAUGUCUACUGUCCACUCGGAGAGUUUAAGCAAGCCAUGUCUGUGUACGCUUUGCCUGAGAAAAGCUACCACACCCUCUGCAACCGCAGAGAAGAUGUACCCAACCACUGAGUUAACACUACCUCAUGCAUUUAAACACACACACACACACACACACACACACAUAUAGUGAUGAGGCUCAACACAUGUCGCUUCUGCUUCGUUUAAGUUUACACACAUUGAUGCAAGAACUUUAGUCUGAAGAACUUUCACUUGUUUUAUAAUUUCUAAUGGUAUCACUAUUUAAAUUGUAGUUUAGGGCACUCUCUCUUAGGAAGCUCAGCACUUACAAAUCGUUUGGUCAAACAAAUAAAAACUACAUUCUGUACUUAUUUGAAGUAAUGUUUAAAUAGAUUGGGUUCUUACCACAACAUCAGUCACCAAAACACAAUGAAUUUUGGAAAGAUAUUAUGAAAGAAAUCUGAAACCAGAUUUCAGAAUAAGGCUUUAGUAAAGAUUACUACUACAAGGGACUCAUCACAUGACAAAGAGACACAAGACCCCGAAUAGUGAAACUUAUUUAUUUGUUAUAAUCAGCAGUCUGUCCCUCAGGGGAUUUGCAGCCUCCAUGAGUGUGUGUGUGUUUAUUCCUUUUUCUCUGGGGAGUUUUACUGCACUGUUUACUGAAUAUCUGUGAUGUGACAUAUUUUAUAGAUAAUUUCAGCCUUAAGUGGUUAUCAGUUUGUUUUUUUGUGGCUUUAUUUCAUCUUUGCAUCUGUCAUAAGAAUGUGUUCUUUUAGAAUAUUAAAAGUACAAACAAUUAAAUGGUCGUGUUAAAUAAAGGCUAAAUUAUUUACAGAGAAAA